This is a messenger RNA of Caenorhabditis angaria, 261 nucleotides long. The record is from the annotation of a GenBank genome assembly. NCBI's taxonomy places the organism in Eukaryota, Metazoa, Nematoda, Chromadorea, Rhabditida, Rhabditidae.
AUGAUGACUUCGAUUGAAUAUCCGAAAAAUGAAAUACAUGCCGAUGAUGAAAUCGAGGAACUAUGGAGAAUACCGGGCGUACUCCGGAAAUACGACGAAACUGCUUGCCAUUCUUCUGCAUUGCCCAUUUUUGGAGCUGGAAUUUCGAUGAAGAUGGAUGUAGCAAAAAAAAAACGGGCGUUCGCCGUUCCACAAACCGACGAAAACCUAAUCAAAUUCGUGGAUUAUUCGAAUGUUUCCCCGUCUUGCUAUAUAUUAUGA